AGGGCCUCAAAAAGCGCCAUUGUGCCGCAAAGAGGGGACUUUGCGCGGGUGAAGCGGGGCCUGUACGGGGGCGACUUGGCCCAAGUUCUUUCUGCAGACCCUCAGGGUCUUUUUGCUUCUGUUCGUUUAAUUCCCAGAAUUGAUUUGCAACUUCUUCUCAACAAGUCUUCAAGCACAGAGGCGUUGGGGUCUCGCCGCGCAAAAGCGGGAAAACCCGAAAAGCGGUUUUUCGACAGAGACCGAGUGGACGCGAGUGGGGGUCAGGUGGAGCAGGGUUUGAUUCCGGGGACAGUAAAGUUCGCGGGAUUGACUUUUGAAGAGGCAGGAUACAUCAUUCGCCGUGUGGCGCUCCGCCACUUGCUCCUGGGCCCUGCGGUCUCUCCCACUCUUUCUGAACUCCGAGACUUCUGCCAAAAAAUGUCCGAAACCGACAGAGAAGAGACUCUUGCAGCGCAAAAACCUUUACUCCAAAUGCUGAAGCAGCAACGCAGCGCCUUCAGGCUGGGCGACAGGGUGUUGGUUAUUCAGGGAGAGCUGCAGGGCCUGAGGGGGAAAGUCAGCCGCCUGCCGCAGAGCCAAGAAGAAGAAAGAGACACUCAGAUUCAAGUGACCCUCGAUGAAGGAGGUUUUGGAGAUGUCAAACUCAAAACUUUCGAGAAGGCGAAAGUGUUAAAGCCCUUCACGGAGUUAAUGCGGGAAGAAGUGGUUUAA
This is a messenger RNA of Eimeria tenella, 711 nucleotides long. RefSeq lists its product as uncharacterized. NCBI's taxonomy places the organism in Eukaryota, Apicomplexa, Conoidasida, Eucoccidiorida, Eimeriidae. The record is from RefSeq and is a predicted model, not a curated record. Gene Ontology annotation, cellular component: DSIF complex. Gene Ontology annotation, biological process: transcription elongation by RNA polymerase II; regulation of transcription by RNA polymerase II; regulation of DNA-templated transcription elongation. The transcript has 6 exons. The annotation marks the transcript as partial. Gene Ontology annotation, molecular function: mRNA binding.